This is a messenger RNA of Pocillopora meandrina, 4240 nucleotides long. NCBI's taxonomy places the organism in Eukaryota, Metazoa, Cnidaria, Anthozoa, Scleractinia, Pocilloporidae. The record is from the annotation of a GenBank genome assembly.
AAAAUUUAAUCUCUGCGGCAUCGUAGCCCCUCGCGUGAAAACCCCCUGGACUAGAGAGUCUAGACAUAUCUGCUGCUGGGAAACGUAAGUUUGGAAAUUUAUUUGUAGGUAUGUUCAUAUCUUUUAAUUUAUUAUCCUAUGGGCAAACUUACGAUAUAAAUUUGAUUUGAUUUUCUUUUAGAUCUGUUCAAGGCGAAGGCAUUCCUCUUCCAUAAUGUUUCGAUACCUCUCACUGUUCCUCCUCCAGUUUAUUCUACUUCUGGUAAGGUUUGAGGCUUUUAGUUAUCAAACACAACCGAACCAUGAUUUCCUUCGAUUCAUUGCUUUUUCAUUUUUUCAGGGAGUCUGUAAACAAUCUCCAUAGCUUGCUCAGAGUACAUAAUCAUUGCACAGGAAAAUUCUGUUACACCAUUUCUUCUUCAUAAUUUUAAGAACUUGAGUGUUUAGUGUGGGUAACGAGGUUUUGUAAACAGCAAUUCAUUCAGCCCUUCAGAUAAAGACAUCUGGUGUUUCAUGAAAAAUGUUCUUUGUUAAUCUUCUUCUUUUAAAUGCAAAGCAAACUACGGAAAAGGAGCAUCUAGAUUUAAAACUGAAUGAAUUGACGUUUGUAUGGGGACCAAUUCAGUCAGUUGUUAAUAUAACCAUCCAAAGGAUUUUUAUACCUUAAACAACUUAUUCGUGUGAGAAACAUGUUUUACGAGGCUCUCGCAAGAAAUGAUGACAAGUCUAUUAGAAGUUUUAAUAUUUCUUUAAGUUUCCUCGAGCUCCCAGUAUGGCUUUUAGUUUAGCGCUUUAGAUUUCCUAAAUAUCACUUUCUUGCUCCAGGGCGAUGGACUCGGUAAAUCUGCGGUGAAUACGCGGAUGAAACGCGGCUUAUCUUCCCACCACCAUCACUCGUCGAAGUUAUCAAUAAAAGACCUUGCUCUCGAGUUGGCAAAGAAGCACGUAAGUAGUUUGAAGUAAAUAAUUGUAUCUUCUAAAUGUAUGGUUACUACCGCCACUAAGAGAUUAUAAACUAAUCUCUUGUCGCCACUCAAGUCUGUUGCCACCAAAACAAACCACCAAUGAAAAAGGUUCUGCCGCAUAACGAAAAUUGCUUAUUUUUCUCUUACUUUACAAUUCUGGAUUUUUUAAAAUCUCUUUUGCUCGCACUGUGUCAUCAGCUUUAGGUCAGAUAGUAAACGCAAGUGUCACGACCAUUCGCUAGAAAAAUUCCCGUCAGCAAACUAAAGAAACGUGUUACUCGGGUUUAGCGCAUUACUGAGAUAGCUUUUUCUGUUUGUAGUUGCUCAAGAUGAUCCUUGAUGAACAACAUGAUUUAGAUAAAGCAAAAGAGAAUGUUUACAUCCUGGAAAGAGGUUUGUUAAAAAUGAUAACCACUUGGGUUUUAGAGACUAGGACUAAAUUGUUUCUAAUUUGUUUUAACACAGUUACGAAGAUUUACGGCAAAUUUUCCAGUUUCUUCUGCAGUUUUUGUCAAAUGGUAUGCAAAGAAUCCAAAAAACAAAUUAGAUUGGAAAUAUGAAAAAUAAUAAAAGUGUGAUUGAAAAGUACAAAAUAUAUUCCAGAAAUUUAUGGAAAGCAUAAACGAAAACAAAACCAUAUUUGCAAAAAAUCUCUGAAUUGCGAAAACUACUAAGAAAUUCGCAAAAGCGACGACGAAAAUCGAGAAAUUCAUCGUAGAGGGCAAAGAGAGACCCAAAAAAAUUCAUGAAAAUCGCGGAAGCUCGCAAAUGGAAAAUUAUGAAAAAAAAUAUACGCAAGAGUUGAAUGUUAGAAAAAUAAACGAAAAUUAAAGAAAUAGUGCUAGAUUGCAGAAACAGUAUAAAGUUGUCUAGACGAGUGUCUAAAUCAACAAAUGUGUGCUGAAGGGUUAAGGAAGGUUCCAACCAGCCAAAAUUAACGCAAAUUAUCACAAAUUUUACUUAGACGUGCCAAAAAAACGGUCUAGUUUGCCAAAAAUGCAUUAAAAAAAUAAUGUUACCUCUGUAAAAUCCAAGAACAGGCUCAGUUUAGGCGGUUGGCUUAAUACUCAAGAAGCGGAAGCUGUAAUUGACAUGGAACUGUAGAAAAUCGCAAAUGUCGCAAAAUGUGCAAAGAAAAAUAUUCAGUUAGAGAAAAAAACAACACUGAUUCUGCAUUACGAACUGACAUAAUUGUAAGUAAUCAGAAUGCUUUCCAAUCAAAUAUGUCCAUGAAAAGAAGGAAAAUCUGAUCAAAUAAUAAUCGACUUUAUCUUUGACUGAAACUUCUUCAGACAGGUGCACAAACAUCAAAUCUGUUGGAAAACCUAUCACUCACAACACUCGGUCCAACCUUUAUGGAGCUUGGAUGAAAGACCCACUAGGAAUCAUGGGUGCUGAGACCAUAUUUACCAUGGAACGUUAUUACGCAAAUGUCAUCCAAGCGUUUGAGAACAUGGAAAAGUUCAAGGCUGGUGUGGUUCACAAGACUUAUUCUCUGCCUUAUUACUUUGAUGGAACUGGAGCAGUAGUGUACGGACCAUACCUCUACUACAACAGGUGAGAUAUUUUAUGGUUUCCAGCUUUAUCUACUUACUAUUAAAAAAAGAGACUUCUGACUUGUUUUACAGAUAGAUAGAUUCAAAACACGUGUUUGAAAGAUAAAUUUUUGUUUUGUUUUUCACGAAAAUUGAAACAUUUAGCAGUAUGAGAAUUUAAGCAGAAAUUAGUCCGAUCUGAUGAAUCAUUUGUUUUUUAUCUAUUGAUUACAGAGCCAAUUCAGUUUAUAUCAUCAAGUACAAUCUUCUCACAGAGCGUAUGGAGGCUCAAAUUAGUGUAAGCGGCUUUUCAGCGCGAAAGAACCACUAUCGAUCGAGCGGCUACAGUGGAAUGGACUUAGCAGUUGACGAGCAAGGAUUGUGGGUUCUUUGGGGAGAUGAUGGAAACAGCUAUCGUUUGCACGCAUCAAAAAUAGAUGUGCGUAAAAACGCAGUCACCCGCACCUGGAGCUUGAGUACAGGUAAGUAUGCAACAUGAAGCUAUGUAAACGGAGACGAAACUGUAAAAUAAAAGAGAACGAGUUAAUGAGGUGAGGAUAUUUUACGUAGAUCUCAGUUAAGGGCGAUUAAAGAAUAAGCGACAGAAUCAAUAGACCUACUCCAAGCACAGGGUAGCAACUGAAUUAAGAACACUUACUUAAAAAAGGCCCUUAGUCUACUUGAGCAAAAAGACACAAAUAAAUGAAAUAAAUCCUGAAAUGACCAAUAAAUGAAGACAAAAAAGAAAUUAUCCUCACAGACGAGGAGCAAGUGAAGAAACUGUAGAUAGGGAAGCUCAAAGUAAUUCAAGCCUUGACAGAACUCGAACCAUUGCCUUCAUAGAUGGCUUUACAACCACCUGAGCUAUGGUAUCUUAUCACAAACAAAAGAAGUGUUUUUUCCACGAGUCAGGAAAUAAAGUAAAAUAUCAAGACAGUGCACAUCUUUGCCAAAUGAGUAUUUUUGAUUUAAUAUUUAAUUUUGACUCUUCUUUUCUCCGCGCAGAGAAGAUGUCCCAUAUGGGAAAUGCUUUUGUAGCUUGUGGAGUGAUUUACUGUAUUGACGAAUACAACAGCAAAACCACCACCAUAAACUUUGCUUAUGACACCAAGACAGGAAAACAGUGGAUUCCCAACAUACAGUUCACAAACCAGUAUGGUUUCAAUUCCAUGGUGGACUAUAACCCCAGGGAAAGAGUGCUGUACGCUUGGGACUACAGACGUCUUGUCACUUACCCUCUCACCUUUGAGGAACAGUAAAUUGGUGCAAAAUUUAAAGGGAAAACAAAACCAAGCGAUGGAUGUGAAACUUUUUGAUUGAUUUACUGCUUUGUAGAUGCACUUGCGAACGAAAUAAGCUAACAUUACAAUUGGCAUUUUUACAUAUUGAUUCAGUCUUACAGACACAAAACCUUAACUCAGCCGUUUUGUCUCCUGAUGGCUCGAGCGCAGAUUUUUUAACCGAGGUUAUUUUUCAAUUUGCUUCAAUCAUUUCAGCUGCGAUUGUAAGACUUUAAUCAAGGGUUUUGAAUUCUGAAAAAGUGCUCUUUGUAAUCAAAAGUUGUUAAAAAGGAAGAGUUGGAUUGACUAAACUUUCUGUCACUUUUGAUUCAACUUUAAAAUUGCUGUUAGUGCUUGAAAAAUAAAAUGUGGGAAAUAGAAUAAUAGACGUGAUUGUCUCAUUUAUUUGAAGUACAAAUUUCAAACUCGAUUUAAUUGUUUUCACCAGCAGAGGCGUUGG